GGAGCCGGGCCGGGCGUGAGGGCGGGCGAGAGGGCGGGCGGCGGAGGGUGUGAGCGGUGUCGGUGCGGAAUCAGGUUGAGAGGGAAUCACCUGAGAAAUGGCCACACACCUCAGAUCGGCUGGUAAGAAAUGUACCGUGAUCGGCGGGUCUGGAUUCUUAGGCCAGCACAUGGUGGAGCAGCUCCUGGAGAAGGGUUAUGCAGUCAACGUGUUUGAUAUUCAGAAGAGGUUUGACAAUGACAGAGUGCAGUUCUUCCUGGGAGACCUCUGUGACAAAGAGGCUUUGCUCCCAGCUCUACAAGGUGUGUCAGUGGCAUUUCACUGCGCGUCGCCAGCACCUUCAAGCGACAACAGAGAACUGUUUUAUAAGGUGAACUUUAUGGGAACCAAAGCUGUCAUUGAAGCCUGCAAAGAAGCUGGAGUGCAGAGGCUGGUGUUAACCAGCAGUGCCAGUGUCGUUUUUGAGGGCACAGACAUAAAAAACGGGUCAGAAGACCUCCCAUAUGCAAAAAACCCCAUCGACUAUUACACAGAGACGAAGAUCCUCCAGGAGAAGGAAGUGCUCAGCGCAAAUGACCCAGACAACAACUUCUUCACUACUGCUAUUCGUCCCCAUGGGAUAUUUGGUCCUAGAGACCCUCAGCUGGUUCCCAUCCUCAUUGAAGCAGCUAAGAGUGGCAAGAUGAAGUUCAUCAUUGGGGAUGGAAAGAACUUGGUAGAUUUCACCUACGUGGAAAAUGUGGUCCAUGGACACAUCCUGGCUGCAGAAAAUCUUCAGAAAGGCUCUACCCUGUGUGGGAAGGCAUUUCAUAUCACAAAUGAUGAACCAAUUCCUUUCUGGGCUUUCAUGUCCCGUAUCUUGACUGGCUUGAACUACGAUGCUCCCAAGUACCACAUUCCCUACUGGCUGGCGUAUUACCUGGCCCUGGUCCUGUCUCUGGUGCUGUGGCUGCUGAGCCCAUUGGUCUCCAUCAAGGCCACGUUCACCCCUAUGCGGGUGGCUUUAGCUGGAACCUUCCACUACUACAGCUGUGACCGGGCUAAAAGAGCCAUGGGCUACUCACCAGUGGUGAGCCUGGAUGAAGCAAUAGAGAGGACUCUGAAGAGCUACCCCCACCUACGCCGGGCCAAGGCCUGAGGAGCCCUGCAGGGAUUCUUUUCUAUUUGAUUUUCAUGAUUGCUUUGACAUCUUGACAUGAACAAUGAGCCAAAUCUCACUAAUUCUCUGGAACAGAGUCCAGAGAAGUCCCUCCUCCCUCUCGCUAUUAUCAAGAUGGCUUUGUCUGGGUUGAAAUGAAAGCUCCUGUAGGAGCUGUGCUAACAGUUCUUUUUGGUGUGACUCCUUGUUUCGAAACAGCUGCUGAACCCUGUGGACUAUGAAUAAACACCCUGCUGUGCCCUCUUCAAUCCCAGCCCAGCACAUCAGCAUUCCUCUCUCCACCCUUGUCCUCUGUUUUGUUGUUCUGGUGAUCACAGCCACCUCUUCUCAAUGAGAUACUUCUCACCUCUGAUUCCUCCAUGGUUGGCUUUUUCUUAUGCAAGAAAAAUGAAAGUGAGGCUGCCAAAAAGGAGUCCUGCCAUCAUCUCUUAAAUCACUAAAGCUGCUUUUGUUAUUCCCUCCAUGACUGGUGGGUGAUUUGACUUCUUACUAAGAUAUCAUGAGGAAACCUGAGAAAGGGCAUGCGAGGCUUGUCUUUGUAAGGAAGCAUUUACCUUUCUUUCUGCAGGAGCCUAUUUCUAUCCAAAAAGAACCCAAAUAAAUCAAGAAGAGAUCAAUUCCUAA
Strigops habroptila (Kakapo) is the source of this 1783-nucleotide messenger RNA. It is a transcript of the gene NSDHL, whose product is annotated as NAD(P) dependent steroid dehydrogenase-like. The coding region runs from base 98 to 1138 and encodes 346 amino acids. The transcript has 8 exons. Gene Ontology annotation, biological process: steroid biosynthetic process. The record is from RefSeq and is a predicted model, not a curated record. Gene Ontology annotation, molecular function: 3-beta-hydroxy-Delta5-steroid dehydrogenase (NAD+) activity. NCBI's taxonomy places the organism in Eukaryota, Metazoa, Chordata, Aves, Psittaciformes, Psittacidae.